Messenger RNA from Papilio machaon (common yellow swallowtail), 2166 nucleotides. RefSeq lists its product as uncharacterized. Gene Ontology annotation, biological process: cilium organization. Gene Ontology annotation, cellular component: ciliary basal body. The record is from RefSeq and is a predicted model, not a curated record. The coding region runs from base 92 to 2101 and encodes 669 amino acids. Lineage: Eukaryota; Metazoa; Arthropoda; Insecta; Lepidoptera; Papilionidae. The transcript has 4 exons.
ACGUAUUUUGGCAAACCUCGAGCAAAACUGUGAUAUAUUUGAAUCGUUUUUUAUAAUUUACAAGUGAUAUUUAGUGAAAUUUAACCUCAAGAUGGCUUUUAACUUUGAUAGUGGGCAGUUCAACCAAGAAACAACACCUAAAAGAAUGGGCAACUGGCAAGUGCGGAGAUGGUCACCAACUCGUGCGCGCCCGCUUGAGAUGCGACCUGACCCGAAGCCCAUUUGCGACAUCAACGGACACUUCCUACCCGGAGCACCAAAAGGAUCUUCUAAGUGUUUCGGACACUUCACGGGAACUUGGGACUUGCCUAGAAAAAUAAAUAGGAAAGUUGCGGAGGAGCUAGCGAAGGAACCACCAGCUGACAGAUUUGCGGAUUGGUUGCACCCCCGCGUCCAAAGACCCAAGGUCGUCAGUACUUCAAUGCGCAUGCGUCCUGGUAAGCGUGGCAAAGCUGUUACUGAAGAAAAGGAAAAGGCGCCCAGUACAGAACCGUUCCAAGAUCAAGAUAACGAAAUUAACGCGGAUGUAAAUAUCGAUAAGGAAUCUCAUAUCCUUUCCGAACGCAAAGAGGACGACCCUUUAGGAUUACAAGCAGACAACAACGAACCGGUCGAUAGCAACGGACAUGGCCCGUAUGUCCCCGGUUCUGUAACAGAUCCAAAAAAUAGACACGAAAGCUAUGAUAUUUUAUUAAAAGAUUCGCUCGAGAAAAUACACGGACCUAAAGAACAUCCAACAGAUCAUUUUUGGCGAAAAGUUGCCGAAAACGCUAAACACCAUGAACAAAUCGACGAGACUAUGAAAUACGAAAAAAAGAGCGAAACCCCAAAACUUCCUUACGUGAAUGUGUCGCAAAAUUUCCAAUUCGCAAAGAAAAUGCACGUUGGGAACUUAGAGCAUCAGCCCUUGCCUGACACGUUAGGAUACCGUCACUUAACCAAAGUCGGGGAGCAUCGAGAUUCCGAUAUAGUCGUCAAGCCAUACGCUAUUGGAUGGAAGGGUUACGGUGCCUCGGGGCCUACGUGCUGCACCAAAAUGCGCGUCCACAGACCUAAGACCUGUGACCCCAAAAAAACUGAAAACGAAGUUGACGAAAAAAAACAGCGUCCGUCGACGUCCGCUUUGGAUUUGGGAGGACAAUAUAAAAAGCCAAUGUCUCUCAUGGAUCUCGCAAUAUGUUGGGAUUUUAGACCCGAUGAUGCUAAAUUGGAACCUUCGCCGCCCAAACAUAUCGAUGGCUCUAACGGUUCUAAAGCCCCUGCAGUGUUUACUAUGGUGCACACUCCAAAGGAGGAAAUUCAAAAUCCAGUCAGUCAUUCCGUCCCGAUUUUUAAUAAGAAUAGAAUCGUGGAAGACAUGGGACAUCAUCCGGUUCCAUACUUCGAAAAAGAUAUGACGAAAGAGAAACGCAAGGAUUCAUGCGAUGUACAAUAUUGCUCACAGCACAAUGCUAAUAAUAUCAAAUCAAGGUCUUCGAGUAGAAAAAGUUCUUCAACGUCCGUCAGAAACGACAAAUGUGACGGAGUGCACGGCUGUGGUACGCCGAGCUCUGUCAGCAGAAGCUCUAACGGCAAAAGACCUGAUGAAUUGCGAACGGUAAAAGACGCUUGGAAUUCAAACAACGAGAAAAAUAAUAAUGUUAACGCUCAUCAAAAAAGAAACAGUUUGGAAUCGUACGAUAAAACACCACUAGCUCAGGGAAAAUUACAUCAAAGUUCACCGAAUGAGUCAAUUUCGAAACAUUCGAAAGAUCCCUCGAAUAACGUCAAGCAUAAGCAUUGUUUUUCCUGUAACGGUGUUAAAAUUUUGCAAGAGCCGAAACAAAAGGAGGACUACAAGUUCGCAUUUAAGGCGGGGAAUCCUAAUUCCGUGCAGAGUGUGAGUUCGAGCGAUUCGAAGAACAUAAAGAUGCCUAAGAUGCGUCAUCCGUACACAAAGAAGUCAUACACGAUAGCGACACUAGCGCCCCCGUUUAGUAUCUGGCGCGAUGCGAACGCUACCGGCUACCCGGAGCACUGGCGGCUGGCGAGCGUCUAUCAGCACGCAUAUAAACCUCCGGAGCAACGCCGUAAACCUCUCAUUAACAGUGUAUACCAGUGAAACGACCAUCUUUUCGUCCCAUCUCACAUUUUAUGAAAGGUGACAAGACAAAUGAGUCAAUGAAA